CGGAGGCAGCCACCGCGUGAGGAUGUGCCGGGUGGUCCUUUCCUCCUCCUCUUCCUCCUCCUCCCGGCUCCCAGCCUAGUCUCCAUAUAAAAGCGGCGCCGCCUCCCCGCCCUCUCUCACUCCCCGCUCCUCUCCGCCGCGCGCUCUAGGAGAGGGCGGAGGGGGAGGCGGCGCGCAGCGCCAGGAGGAGGGGGGACGCAAGGGGCGGAGCGGAGACAGCACCUUCGGAGAUAAUCCUUUCUCCUGCGGCAGAGGAGAGGAGCGGCGGGAGUGGGACACUUCGCCCAGGCAUAGCGGGCCGGCAGGAUGGCGACCGUGGUGGUGGAAGCCGCCGAGCCGGAACCGUCCGGCAGCAUCGCCAACCCGGCGGCGUCCACCUCGCCUAGCCUGUCGCAUCGCUUCCUCGACAGCAAGUUCUACCUGCUGGUGGUCGUCGGCGAAAUCGUGACCGAAGAGCACCUACGGCGCGCCAUCGGCAACAUCGAACUUGGAAUCCGAUCAUGGGACACAAACCUGAUUGAAUGCAACCUGGACCAAGAACUGAAACUUUUUGUGUCUCGACACUCUGCAAGAUUCUCCCCUGAAGUUCCAGGACAAAAGAUCCUUCAUCACCGAAGUGACGUUUUAGAAACAGUGGUCCUGAUCAACCCCUCAGAUGAAGCCGUCAGCACUGAGGUGCGCCUGAUGAUCACGGAUGCUGCCCGACACAAGCUGCUCGUGUUGACCGGGCAGUGCUUUGAAAAUACCGGAGAGCUCAUUCUCCAGUCCGGUUCUUUCUCCUUCCAGAACUUCAUAGAGAUUUUCACCGAUCAAGAGAUUGGGGAAUUACUGAGUACCACCCAUCCUGCCAACAAAGCCAGCUUAACACUGUUCUGCCCUGAAGAAGGGGACUGGAAGAACUCCAAUCUUGACAGACACAACCUCCAAGACUUCAUUAAUAUUAAACUCAACUCAGCUUCUAUAUUGCCAGAAAUGGAAGGACUUUCCGAGUUUACCGAGUAUCUCUCAGAAUCAGUGGAAGUCCCAUCUCCCUUUGAUAUCCUAGAACCUCCCACAUCAGGCGGAUUCCUAAAGCUCUCCAAGCCUUGUUGUUACAUUUUUCCAGGAGGGAGGGGCGACUCUGCACUGUUUGCCGUGAACGGAUUCAAUAUGCUCAUCAAUGGAGGAUCGGAAAGGAAAUCCUGCUUCUGGAAGCUCAUCCGACACUUGGACCGAGUGGACUCCAUCCUACUCACCCACAUUGGGGAUGACAAUUUGCCUGGAAUAAACAGCAUGCUGCAGCGGAAGAUUGCAGAGCUCGAGGAAGAACAGUCUCAGGGCUCCACCACAAAUAGUGACUGGAUGAAAAACCUCAUCUCUCCUGACUUAGGAGUUGUAUUUCUCAAUGUCCCUGAAAAUCUUAAAAAUCCAGAGCCAAACAUCAAGAUGAAGAGAAGCAUAGAAGAAGCUUGCUUCACUCUCCAGUACCUAAAUAAAUUGUCUAUGAAGCCAGAACCUCUCUUUAGAAGCGUAGGCAAUACCAUUGACCCUGUCAUUCUUUUCCAAAAAAUGGGAGUUGGUAAACUUGAGAUGUACGUCCUUAACCCAGUCAAGAGCAGCAAGGAAAUGCAGUAUUUUAUGCAACAGUGGACUGGCACUAACAAAGACAAGGCUGAACUAAUCCUGCCUAAUGGUCAAGAAAUAGAUAUCCCAAUUUCCUACUUAACUUCAGUCUCCUCUUUGAUCGUGUGGCAUCCAGCAAAUCCUGCAGAGAAAAUCAUUCGGGUCCUGUUUCCUGGCAAUAGCACCCAGUACAAUAUCCUGGAAGGACUGGAAAAGCUCAAACACUUAGACUUUCUGAAACAGCCACUGGCCACCCAGAAGGACCUAACUGGCCAGGUGGUGACUCCAGCUGUGAAACAAGUGAAACUGAAACAGAGAGCCGACAGCCGAGAGAGCCUGAAGCCAGCUGCAAAACCACUUGCGAGUAAAUCUGUCCGAAAGGAGUCAAAAGAAGAGACCCCUGACGUUGCAAAAGCUAAUCACGUGGAAAAGGCACCCAAAGUUGAAAGCAAAGAAAAGGUAACUGUGAAAAAAGACAAGCCCAUAAAAACAGAGACCAAACCUCCAAUGACCGAAAAGGAGGUCCCCAGCAAGGAAGAGCUGCCCCCGGUGAAAGCUGAGGUGGCUGAAAAGCCCACCACAGAUGUCAAACCCAAAGUCGCCAAGGAGAAGACGGUGAAAAAGGAAACAAAGGCAAAAUCUGAAGAAAAGAAAGAGGAGAAGGAAAAGCCUAAGAAAGAAGUGGCUAAAAAGGAGGACAAAACACCCAUUAAGAAGGAGGAAAAACCCAAAAAGGAAGAGGUGAAAAAGGAAGUGAAAAAAGAAAUCAAGAAAGAAGAGAAAAAAGAACCCAAGAAAGAGGUUAAGAAAGAAACCCCACUGAAGGAAGCCAAGAAGGAGGUGAAGAAGGAAGAGAAGAAGGAAAUUAAAAAGGAAGAAAAGGAACCCAAAAAAGAAAUUAAGAGACUUCCUAAAGACACAAAGAAAUCAUCUACUCCUCUAUCGGAAGCCAAAAAACCAGCUGCAUUAAAACCAAAAGUACCCAAGAAGGAAGAGGCUGUUAAGAAAGAUUCUGUUGCUGCUGGGAAGCCAAAGGAGAAGGGGAAGAUUAAAGUCAUUAAGAAGGAAGGCAAGACAUCAGAGGCUGCGGCCGCAGCCAUUGGCUCUGUGGCUGCCACUGCGGCUCUGGCAGCAGCAGCUGGUGUAGCAGGCGCUGGCCCUGCCAAAGAACUUGAGGCUGAGAGGUCCCUUAUGUCAUCCCCUGAGGAUCUGACCAAGGACUUUGAAGAGCUAAAGGCCGAAGAGGUCGAUGUAGCAAAAGACAUGAAGCCUCAGCUGGAGCUGAUUGAAGAUGAGGAGAAACUGAAGGAAACUGAGCCAGUCGAAGGCUAUGUCAUCCAGAAAGAGACAGAAGUCAUCAAAGGCCCUGCUGAGUCUCCCGAUGAGGGAAUCACCACCACUGAAGGGGAGGGUGAAUGUGAACAAACUCCAGAGGAGCUGGAGCCGGUCGAGAAGCAGGGAGUGGAUGACAUUGAAAAAUAUGAAGACGAAGGAGCUGGUUUUGAAGAAUCCUCAGAGACUGGAGACUAUGAAGAGAAGGCAGAAACUGAGGAGGCCGAGGAGCCGGAAGAGGACGUUGAAGAAAAUGUGUGUGUGAGCACCUCCAAGCACAGCCUCAUGGAGGAGGAGGAAAGUGCCAAGGCUGAGGCAGAUGUGCACAUUAAGGAGAAGAGGGAGUCUCUGGUCAGUGGAGAUGACCGGGCAGAAGAAGACAUGAACGAGGUGGUGGAGAAAGGAGAAGCUGAACAAUCGGAGGAGGAGGGUGAUGAAGAGGAUAGAGCCGAGGAUGCCAGAGAGGAAGAAUAUGAGCCCGAAAAAGCGGAAGCUGAAGAUUACGUGAUGGCCGUGGUCGACAAGGCUGCGGAGGCUGGCGGCGUCGAGGAUCAGUAUGGAUUCCUUACCACAGCCAUCAAGCAACCAGGAGCCCAGUCUCCUGCCCGAGAACCUGCGUCUUCAAUUCAUGAUGAGACUUUACCUGGAGGCUCAGAGAGUGAGGCCACUGCUUCUGAUGAGGAGAAUCGAGAAGACCAGCCUGAAGAGUUCACUGCCACCUCUGGCUACACGCAGUCUACCAUUGAGAUUUCCAGUGAGCCCACCCCAAUGGAUGAGAUGUCUACUCCUCGCGAUGUGAUGAGUGAUGAGAUCAACAACGAAGAGACAGAGUCCCCAUCUCAAGAAUUUGUAAACAUCACCAAAUACGAGUCUGCACUAUAUGCGCAGGAAUACAGCAAACCUGCUGUUACGACACUCAAUGGAUUAUCUGAAGGCUCAAAAACAGAUGCCACAGAUGGGAAGGACUACAAUGCAUCAGCCUCCACCAUCUCACCACCAUCGUCCAUGGAGGAAGACAAAUUUAGCAAAUCUGCUCUGCGUGAUGCGUACUGCUCGGAAGAGAAAGACCUAAGAGCCAGUGCCACACUGACGAUCAAAGAAUCCAUCCCAGCAGUCUCUGAUGAAAAACUGAGUCCACCCAAGAGCCCAUCCCUGAGCCCAUCUCCUCCUUCACCCAUAGAGAAGACCCCUCUAGGUGAACGCAGUGUGAACUUUUCUUUGACGCCCAAUGAGAUUCAAGUCUCAGCAGAGGCCGAAGCAGCCCCAGUGUCUCCUGAGGUGACCCAAGAAGUAGUUGAAGAGCAUUGUGCUAGUCCUGAGGAUAAGACCCUGGAAGUGGUGUCUCCCUCUCAGUCUGUAACUGGCAGUGCGGGCCACACACCUUACUACCAGUCUCCCACAGAAGAGAAGUCUAGUCAGCUCCCCACAGAAGUAACCGAAAAACCACCAGCGGUUCCAGUGAGUUUUGAAUUCAGUGAUGCCAAAGAUGAGAAUGAAAGGGCUUCCAUAAGCCCCAUGGAUGAACCUGUGCCUGACUCAGAAUCUCCCAUUGAAAAAGUUUUGUCUCCUUUACGGAGCCCUCCCCUAAUUGGAUCCGAGUCUGCAUAUGAAGGUUUUCUAAGUGCUGAUGACAAGGUUGCUGGUAGAGGUGCUGAAAGCCCCUUUGAAGGAAAGAAUGGAAAACAAGGCUUUCCAGACAAAUUAAGUCCAGUUUCUGACAUAACCUCUACUGGUCUUUUCCAAAACAAAGAGGAAGGGAAAAGCACAGACUUUAUACCAAUAAAGGAAGACUUUGGUCAAGAAAAGAAAGCUGACGAUGUCGAAGCUUUGAGUUCUCAAUCUGGACUGGCUUUAGAUGAAAGGAAGUUAGGAGGAGAUGUUUCUCCUACCCAAAUAGAUGUCAGUCAGUUUGGAUCUUUUAAGGAAGAUACUAAGAUGUCCAUUUCUGAAGGCACUGUCUCAGACAAGUCGGCUACUCCUGUUGAUGAGGGUGUAGCAGAAGACACAUACUCUCAUAUGGAGGGUGUGGCCUCAGUAUCCACAGCUUCUGUGGCUACAAGCUCAUUUCCAGAGCCAACAACAGAUGAUGUGUCUCCUUCUCUGCAUGCUGAGGUUGGCUCCCCACACUCCACUGAAGUGGAUGACUCCCUUUCAGUGUCUGUGGUGCAAACGCCGACUACUUUCCAGGAAACAGAAAUGUCUCCAUCUAAAGAAGAAUGUCCAAGACCAAUGUCAAUUUCUCCACCAGAUUUCUCCCCUAAAACAGCCAAAUCCAGGACACCAGUCCAAGAUCACAGAUCAGAACAGUCUUCAAUGUCUAUUGAAUUUGGCCAAGAAUCCCCUGAGCAUUCCCUUGCUAUGGACUUUAGCCGACAGUCUCCAGAUCACCCUACGGUGGGUGCGAGUAUGCUUCACAUCACUGAAAAUGGGCCAACUGAAGUGGAUUACAGUCCUUCGGACAUGCAGGACUCUAGUUUAUCGCAUAAGAUACCACCAAUGGAGGAGCCGUCCUACACCCAAGAUAAUGAUCUUUCUGAGCUUAUCUCAGUGUCUCAGGUUGAGGCUUCUCCAUCCACCUCUUCAGCACAUACUCCCUCUCAGAUAGCAUCUCCUCUCCAAGAAGACACUCUAUCCGACGUUGCUCCUCCCAGAGAUAUAUCCUUAUAUGCCUCACUCACCUCAGAAAAAGUACAAAGUCUAGAAGGAGAGAAACUCUCACCAAAAUCUGAUAUCUCGCCACUCACCCCACGGGAGUCCUCUCCUUUAUAUUCACCUAGCUUUUCAGAUUCUACCUCUGCCGUCAAAGAGAGCAUAGCAGUUUGCCACACUUCCUCUCCUCCAGCAAUGGAUGCAGCAUCUGCAGAGCCCUAUGGCUUCCGUGCCUCAAUGUUAUUUGAUACGAUGCAACACCAGCUAGCCUUGAACAGAGAUUUGACCUCAACUGGUGUGGAGAAGGACAGUGGAGGGAAGACGCCUGGUGACUUCAGCUAUGCCUAUCAAAAGCCCGAAAAAACAACCAGAUCCCCAGAUGGAGAAGGCUACGACUAUGAGUCUUACGAGAAAACCACCCGGCCCCCAGAUGUGAGUGGCUAUUACUAUGAGAAGACAGAAAGAACCACAAAAUACCCAUCUGACAGCAGCUACUCCUAUGACACCAUUGAGAAAACCACCAAGACUCCUGAAGAUGGUGGCUAUGCCUAUGACAUUGCUGAGAAGACCACCCGGAGCCCUGAAGAGGGGGAGUACAGCUAUGAGACAAGUGAGAAGACGAUGAGGACCCCUGAAGUGAGUGGUUACAGCUAUGAAAAGACUGAGAGGUCUAGAAGGCUCUUGGAUGACAUCAGCAAUGGCUAUGAUGACCCUGAAGACGGCGGCCACACACUUGGGGAUUCUAGCUACUCUUAUGAGACCACUGAGAAAAUUGCCAGUUUCUCUGAGUCUGGAAGUUUCUCCUAUGAGACAUCUACAACAGCUACACGAACCCCUGAGGCUUCAAAGUACUGUUAUGAGACUGCGGAGAAAAUCACCAGAACGCCCCAAGCAUCUACGUAUUCCUAUGAGACUUCGGACCAGUGCUACACUGCGGAAAAGAAGUCCCCCUCAGAGGCUCGCCAGGAUGUUGACUUAUGCCUUGUGUCCUCCUGUGAAUACAAGCAUCCCAAGACGGAACUCUCACCCUCCUUCAUUAAUCCCAAUCCUCUCGAGUGGUUUGCCAGUGAAGAGCCAACUGAAGAAUCCGAAAAGCCCCUCACCCAAGCAGGGGGAGCCCCACCGCCUCCAGGAGGAAAGCCACAGGGGCGACAAUGUGACGAAACCCCUCCCACCUCAGUCAGCGAGUCUGCUCCCUCCCAGACGGAUUCUGAUGUCCCUCCGGAGACCGAAGAGUGCCCUUCCAUCACAGCUGAUGCAAAUAUCGACUCUGAAGAUGAAUCAGAAACCAUCCCCACAGACAAAACUGUCACAUACAGACACAUGGACCCACCUCCAGCUCCCAUGCAGGACCGCAGCCCUUCUCCACGCCACCCUGACGUGUCCAUGAUGGACCCGGAGGCCUUGGCCAUCGAGCAGAACCUGGGCAAAGCUCUGAAGAAAGACCUGAAAGAGAAGACCAAAACCAAAAAGCCAGGCACAAAGACCAAGUCAUCGUCCCCUGUCAAAAAGGGGGACGGGAAGUCGAAGCCCUCUGCAGCUUCACCCAAACCAGCGGGCUUGAAGGAAUCCUCAGAUAAAGUGUCUAGAGUGGCUUCUCCUAAGAAGAAGGAAUCUGUGGAGAAAGCAACAAAAACCACUACCACUCCCGAGGUCAAAGCUGCACGUGGGGAAGAGAAAGACAAGGACACCAAGAAUGCCGCCAAUGCCUCCACAUCCAAGUCGGUCAAGACUGCAGCUGCAGGACCAGGGACCACCAAGCCUUCCAAGCCUUCAGCUGUGCCUCCAGGCCCCCCUGUGUAUUUGGACCUGUGCUACAUUCCCAAUCACAGCAAUAGUAAGAAUGUGGAUGUCGAAUUUUUCAAGAGAGUGAGGUCAUCCUACUAUGUGGUGAGUGGGAAUGACCCUGCUGCCGAGGAGCCCAGCCGGGCUGUCCUGGAUGCCUUGUUGGAAGGGAAAGCCCAAUGGGGCAGCAACAUGCAGGUAACCCUGAUCCCUACUCACGACUCAGAAGUGAUGAGGGAAUGGUACCAAGAGACCCAUGAGAAACAACAAGACCUCAACAUCAUGGUUUUAGCAAGCAGCAGCACAGUGGUUAUGCAAGAUGAAUCCUUCCCUGCAUGCAAGAUUGAACUGUAAAAACCAAGGCCAGCCACACCACAGGAUUUGAACUUUGUUUCCAGAAAUUCUUCAAUUUGAAACCACCUUUUCUAAAAAAGUCAAUUCAUCUAAAUAGGUCACUGAACUGUUUGUUACCUGCCAAAUGCUAUACUGUGUCACGGUGAUGCAAGUCUCUAAUAUUUCUUAGUUUUUGCUGAUUGCUAAGGGAAGUAACAGUAUUCCCACAGUAGGGUUCAAGUUACUGCAAAAUUACCUACCGCAGUUCAUCUCCGCUGAACAUUUGGAAACCAUGCACUAGCAAACCCAACUGACUUCUUCUAGGUAGAGGCAUUUGUCUUAGAAAGAGAGAGAGAGAGAGAGAAAGAGAGAGAGAGUGCGCGCGCACAAUGAGAGAGAACACAGGAGAGAGAGAAUGAGAAAGGAAAAGAAUGCAAGAGAAGGAGAGGUAAUGGUAGAGUGUGCUGGUGAGAUACCCAGAGAGAAAGAGACAGAGCAAGGUGGGGUAAGGAGGAGAAAAUAACCAGCACUUAGGGCUGCAUUUUUGCAGGCAGUCUGUAUUCUAUAGUCUACAUAGGCAAAGUUCUCAACUUGUGUCAGUCUGAGUCAUCAAAAAGGGUCUUCAUUUUCUGAAACAAGUUAGCUGGAAGGAAACCGAAAGAACAAAACUUGUUAUGAGGGCAUGUGAGAUUUUCACGCCUUAAUUAAGCUCCUUCAGUUUGAAGGCUGCACACUGACAUGAUGUAGUGAGCGCAGACUGGAUGCGCGAGUGGUUUGAGCCCCAUUCCGAACUCUCAGACUCUUCCGACACACGAGUAGAUCGAUCUAAGGCAUGCUCCCAGCAUUUGUCCACCCAGUUAGUCCACUCGGAGUCACUUCACCUGCAUGCGGAAACACCCCAGUCCACCCCAAUUAACAAGCAAAUACCAAAGCGGUUGGGAGUACACACGGUAGACAAUUUGCCUUAGAAAGUGACUUGAAUGUACAAAGAUACUUGAUGCACUUAUUUUUUAAUGUGAGACCGCAAGUUUAUAAAACAUCCAUGUAGGAUUAUAGAUACUCCAGUUAAAGGAGCAAGUGUGUGCGCGUGUGGGGGUCCUAGAAGCUGAUCUGAUGGGUGCAGCGGUUUGAGGCUGAGUCAUGUGUGUUGAAUACCACCUCAGUGCACCUGUGGCCCCUCAGCCAAACAAGUUGAGCCUUUCAUAGCUUCUUUAACUACUGCAAGUUCCAAGAUUGAAAUGGCUUCUAAGAUCAGGACUGGGAACACAGUGAAUCUUAAUGGUGGAAGAGGUUCUCGGCAAGUGUACAGUAUUUACCUUCCUUUGUCUUACAUUGGCUUUUUUUUUUUAAUUUUCCAUUACUUUCUGCAUAAUUAUGGGAUCAAGUGUACAGAAGUUUUUUUUUUUCCUAGAUAUGUGAGAACUUUUCAUAGAUGAAAUUUUUAACAAAUGUUUUCAUUUACAGGAAAAUGCAAAGAAAAUUUCAAGUGACAGUCUUUUUUUUUGAAGUUUUUCAUAAGACAAAAUAAUGUUUCUUGAAGUUCUGGUGAGGUUGAAGUCUGAUAGUGCAGUAAUAGUAUUUAUUAAAACCCAUAACUACCAGGAAUAGUGAUACCUCCCACCCCUUGGUUCCCCUAACAUAAAAAUCUGAGUACGUGUUAUUUGAGAGUGGGGGAGAAUGGCACGGUAGGCUACUUUUCCAGGCCUUUGCAAGUAUAUCACUCUGUGGUAUUCUACAUCCUUCUUUCAAGACCUUUAAUCAUGAGGUAAAAGAGUCAAGACAAGUUCAAAGAACCCUGGCAAAAAUUUGCUUUGGGAUUUUCUUUUCUGGAAAAAAAAGUAGAAGAAAUAAUUCACUGAAAGCAAACGAAUUCUCGUCUCCAACGAUUCAUCACAUAGAGUUCAGAGAUUAUUUCCAUCAUUGUCGUUAUUGAACUAUGAUGAACCUGGAAGCCAGAUCAUGAUUUAAACUGAUGUCAAGUUUCAAGUUGCAGAUCGAUGCACCCAGUGUUCAGAUGUGGCAAACUUCUCAGUGACAACUGUGCUGUGCUCUGUCAUGUUGUGUUUCCUGCAGACUCUUAAGAUCUACAGAGUAGUGAACAAUGACCUCAUUUUAUUUUCUAUGUUAGUUAUUUAUUUCAAAAUUAACAUUUUAGUUGAUUUUUGUCUGAUAAGUGUAUGUUUUGCACUGCUAACUACUAUGAGGGUUUAAACAAUGCUUCUUCAGGUCCCUUCACAGAGGACCUAUGCAGUCUACUUUAAUGCUGUGAAUUACAUUUUUCAAAUGUUUUAAUUUUUUUUAAAAAAAUUAAUAUUCUGUUUUUUUUAGGCUUCUCUAGAAAUGCAACUUUUAUUUAUUACCCCAUUUCUUUAGAGUCCUUAAGAACGACACAUUGAUAAAGGGUACAAAAAAUUCACACAAAACGGAAACUCGUUGUGACAAAAUGGAUUUUACGGAGUAUAAACUUACCUACUUCAUACUUAUUUUAUGAGACAACCUAAGAUACUCAUGGUGAUUUACUGAUUAGUUGAGUUGGUUAGGUCCACGUAAUACAUGGGAAGAGAAACUGAUUUCCAGCCUUCUUGCCAAAUCCAGACCUCUGCUUGAUUUUUCUUUGACAGAAGAUGGAAUUAUUUUCCAGUUUUCCAAAUUAAGUUUAUUUAACAUGUGCAUUAUUUUGCUUUUUUAAAAAAAACACAAACGUUUUAGAGAAUUAUAGCCAAUCUUCAAUUGUAACCAUUCUAUCCUACUCCUUUAUUUUUCUUCUUUUUUGUUAUGGGAUUUAAUGGUAAAAAUAUACAAAAGCUGUCACUGGUCAGCUGGCUCUUUUUCCUAUGAAACCAACUAUACCUUUUUCCAUCCAUUGUUCUCAGUGAUGACCACAGAGCUUGAGUAUACCAGGAAAGUCAGCAUUGCAGGUUGCUCCUGUCCUUCCAGACACCUUUCCUACCUGUGUGACUAACCUAAUUUUGCUAGUUCCAUAAAUACACAAUUAGUUUAGUAACAGCCAUCACAAUGUACCAUGUACAUUCAUGGUGAGGGCUAAAGAUUGACACAGACUUCUAGGAGCUUUAUUCAUACUGAUUACUUAAUCCAAUUGUACAGAUUGAAUAUUUGAGUGAAAGGAAUUGACACUCUGUUUAAAUGAUGAGACUCCAUCGAGAGGGCACUCAUGAUCAUGAACUUUUGGUAGUAUUCUUAAGCAAAAUUCUACAGAGACUAAAUGUUAGAGAUGAUCCUCCACUUUCAAUUUUAACCAAUUCUAUCCCCUUUCUCAAAACCCAACCCCCAUGCAUGCUUUCUCAGUCUUGUGGUGGGACUGGAUACAAUGACUGACACCCCCCCCCCCCAACGCCAUUUUCCAUGGAGUUCAAAAAAAAAUUUUUUUUUUAAACCUUACAUAUCCUAGUGAAUGGUUUCCCCAGUGUAUAUGAAUGUUUUAAGUGUCUCCAAUAGCUUAUGCAGUUUAGGAGCUUUUCAAUACUCAUUUAAUAAGAUUCAGUCAUUUGCUAAUGAAAAUUCUACCACCUUCCAUUUUCUAUUACCAAAUUUCAGCUCUCAGGAGCUGCUCUACAAUUCUGAAAUUGCUUUUCUUGCCUCUCUUUAGUCACCUGUCACAGGAGGUUCUUGCUCGGUAAUGAUAUUGUGAGUUAGAUUAAUAACUUUUUUUUAAUUUUGUGCUUCAGAUUUAGAAGAAAAGAUUUGUUUCCAUUUGAAAGGAACUGUAAGCUUUUAUCUUCUAACCAACUGAACAACACACCAAAAGCAGCCUAGGGAUGAGCAUUUCUUUGAAAGCAAUUAGGUUAUUCACCUGGUAUUUAAACUAUUGAUUAUUAAAAAAAAAUCUGACUCUAUUCAUUUAAAAGGCAGCAUCAAAAACUGAAAAGGAAGGAAAAAAAAUAAAUAGCUUCUCUGCACUCGUUUGGAGCUCCCCAAACAGGAGCCAUCAUGAUGAGGCAUCAAGACCGGGCUGCCCCUUUGAGAACACUGUGCAGCCGUCCUGAGUCGUGCGUACCUGCGCUGCAUGCAGCCUUCUCUUUCCGGCCCUGGAAGGAAGCGGUCUUGAGCCUGGCGGAGAAGCACCUCCACUCCUCUCUCUUGUUCUGAAUGGUGUUUGUGUCAGUCUGCAGCUGUGUAUGGUAUUAUGUCUUAUAAUCCUGCAUCACUUCUAUCCUAUCCAGUCAUAUCUAAUGUAGAAAAUUAGUUUUCAGUGAAAGUAAUAUGUAGUGCUUUUAUGAUAUUUGUGUGCAAUAUCCCCUCUUCCAUUGAGGAUAUUUGAUGUAAAAGAAAAAAAAAAACUCAGUUCCACAAUAAAAUACAAAAGUGGCAAAA
This is a messenger RNA of Mustela lutreola (European mink), 12033 nucleotides long. RefSeq names its product microtubule associated protein 1B (gene MAP1B). Gene Ontology annotation, biological process: dendrite development; regulation of microtubule depolymerization; axonogenesis. The record is from RefSeq and is a predicted model, not a curated record. Gene Ontology annotation, molecular function: actin binding; microtubule binding. Gene Ontology annotation, cellular component: microtubule; microtubule associated complex; cytosol. The transcript is spliced from 7 exons. NCBI's taxonomy places the organism in Eukaryota, Metazoa, Chordata, Mammalia, Carnivora, Mustelidae. Bases 307 to 7722 code for a protein of 2471 amino acids.